This is a messenger RNA of Dama dama (fallow deer), 1472 nucleotides long. RefSeq names its product peroxisomal biogenesis factor 14 (gene PEX14). Bases 76 to 1200 code for a protein of 374 amino acids. Gene Ontology annotation, biological process: protein import into peroxisome matrix, docking. The record is from RefSeq and is a predicted model, not a curated record. Gene Ontology annotation, molecular function: signaling receptor binding. The transcript is spliced from 9 exons. NCBI's taxonomy places the organism in Eukaryota, Metazoa, Chordata, Mammalia, Artiodactyla, Cervidae. Gene Ontology annotation, cellular component: peroxisomal importomer complex; peroxisomal membrane.
UGGGCAGAGAGCAGGAGCGAGGGCGCUUGGGAGAAGCCUCGCCCAACGGCGAUAGAUUAGUCAGGCCUCAGAAAGAUGGCGUCCUCGGAGCAGGCUGAGCAGCCGAGCCAGCCAAGCUCUGCUCCAGGAAGUGAAAAUGUGGUGCCUCGAGAGCCACUGAUUGCCACAGCAGUGAAGUUUCUACAGAAUUCUCGGGUCCGCCAGAGCCCACUUGCAACCAGGAGAGCGUUCCUUAAGAAGAAAGGGCUGACAGAUGAAGAGAUCGAUUUGGCUUUCCAACAGUCAGGCACGGCUGCCGAUGAGCCUGCGUCCUUGGGCCCAGCCACACAGGUGGUUCCUGUCCAGCCCCCUCACCUCAUUUCGCAGCCAUACAGCCCUGCAGGCUCCCGGUGGAGAGACUACAGCGCCUUGGCCAUCAUCAUGGCAGGGAUCGCGUUUGGCUUUCACCAGCUCUACAAGAAGUACCUGCUCCCCCUCAUCACGGGUGGCCGGGAGGACCGGAAGCAGCUGGAGCGGAUGGAGGCGAGUCUGUCGGAGCUGAGUGGCAGCGUGGCCCAGACAGUGACUCAGUUACAGAUGACCCUCGCCUCAGUCCAGGAGCUGCUGAUUCAGCAGCAGCAAAAAGUCCAGGAGUUGGCCCAUGAACUGGCCACAGCCAAGGCCACCACGUCCACCAACUGGAUCCUGGAGUCCCAGAACAUCAAUGAACUCAAGUCGGAAAUUAACUCCUUGAAGGGGCUUCUUUUGAAUCGGAGGCAGUUCCCGCCCUCCCCGUCGGCCCCGAAGAUCCCCUCCUGGCAGAUCCCCGUCAAGUCGCCCUCGCCCUCCAGCCCCGCGGCGGUGAACCACCACAGCAGCAGCGACAUCUCGCCCGUCAGCAAUGAGUCCACGUCGUCCUCGCCCGUGAAGGAGGGCCACAGCCCCGAGGGCUCCACGGCCACGUACCACCUGCUGGGCCCCCAGGAGGAGGGCGAGGGGGUGGUGGACGUCAAGGGCCAGGUGAGGAUGGAGGUGCAGGGCGAGGAGGAGAAGAGGGAGGACGAGGAGGACGAGGAGGACGAGGACGUGAGCCGCGUGGACGAGGAGGACUGCCUGGGGGUGCAGAGGGAGGACCGCCGGGGUGGGGACGGGCAGAUCAAUGAGCAGGUGGAGAAGCUGCGGCGGCCCGAGGGUGCCAGCAACGAGAGCGAGCGGGACUAGGCGGUAUGGGGGCGGGGCCCGGGGCGGGGCGGGGCCCAGGGGCGGGGCGGGGCGGGGCCUUGAGCCGGGCAGGCAGAGCCUGGCCACCCAGACCGCCCCGGUCAGACAGGCCUCUGACCUUGAUCUCAUUCAGGUCGAGGGCUCCGAACUCUCUGGGCUCAAGCCCCUCAGCCCCCUCCCAGACAGACGUCCGGUCCAGGGGCUCCAGCUGAGCGUCUUAGCCAACCUAACACCGUGCAUGACAAGAGGUAGUUUUAUUACCUGACUCCUGA